Panicum virgatum (switchgrass) is the source of this 573-nucleotide messenger RNA. RefSeq names its product probable glucomannan 4-beta-mannosyltransferase 2. NCBI's taxonomy places the organism in Eukaryota, Viridiplantae, Streptophyta, Magnoliopsida, Poales, Poaceae. Gene Ontology annotation, molecular function: mannan synthase activity. The coding region runs from base 1 to 573 and encodes 190 amino acids. The record is from RefSeq and is a predicted model, not a curated record. Gene Ontology annotation, cellular component: Golgi apparatus. The transcript has 3 exons.
AUGCCGCCGGCGCUCGCUGCCGUGGCGUGGGCGCUGCGGGCGGCGGUGUGGGCCUGCCUCGCCGCGUCGGCCAUGCUCGUCGCCGAGGCCGCGUACAUGGGCCUCGCCAGCCUCGCCGCGCUGUGGCGCCGGCCGCAGCGGAGUUUUAUAGAAUUUGACACUGGAAUCAAUGGAACAUUUGUCUCUUUUUUGCAGGUGUACAAGCUAUCCAUUAGUGCGGCAUGUGCCCUGACGUGGCCACCAGACCGUAUUAUAAUACAAGUAUUGGAUGAUUCCACUGAUCCGAUAAUUAAGGAACUAGUGGAGCUUGAAUGCCUUGGUUGGGCUAGCAAAAAAAUUAACAUCAAGUAUGAGGUUAGAAAUAACAGAAAGGGAUACAAAGCAGGUGCACUGAAGAAGGGCAUGGAACAUAUAUAUGCCCAACAGUGCGACUUUGUUGCUAUCUUUGAUGCAGAUUUCCAACCUGAAUCUGACUUCCUUUCGAAAACUAUACCGUUUCUUGUGCAUAACCCAAAGAUUGCAUUUGUACAAACACGUUGGGAGUUUGGUAAGCAUAAAGAUAUCAUUUUCUAG